Ooceraea biroi (clonal raider ant) is the source of this 4043-nucleotide messenger RNA. Its product is annotated as SET and MYND domain-containing protein 4. Gene Ontology annotation, cellular component: cytoplasm; nucleus. Lineage: Eukaryota; Metazoa; Arthropoda; Insecta; Hymenoptera; Formicidae. Gene Ontology annotation, molecular function: histone deacetylase binding. Gene Ontology annotation, biological process: compound eye photoreceptor development. The record is from RefSeq and is a predicted model, not a curated record.
UAUAUAAAUAUAAUAAUAUAUUCUCUCUUAAUUUGUAUUCAAUAAAUUCAAUGAUUUAUUAAAUAAACCAAUUCUUUAAUUUCUUCUUUUUUACAAAUGAUAUUCUGUUUUUAAUUGCUCUUCUUAAUUGCUGUUACGUGCUAACGUUAGGAACUUAAAAAAACCUAAAGAAAACAAUGUCGGAAAAUGAGUCGGGACCAGAAAUCGGUGGUUUUUUCCGUUCGAAUUUGCUGGCCGUGCGAAAAGCGAUCCAUCCACGAGACUUCAAGAAAUUCGCCACCUUCGAAUCGAACGGUGAGAGAGCAGCUUUCAUUCUGAGUUACUCCGAGGCUCAUCGGCUACCUUUGGGGAUAGAGAAAUCAAUGGUCAAAGAUAGCAAUGGUGCUAUUCAGCUAAAAGAUGCCGGUAACAAAUUAUUUGGUCGCGGCGAAUUCGCGAAAGCCUUGGCAACAUAUUCGAAUGCAGUUCUUCUAGCACCAUCAACAGAAUUAAGCAUCAUCCUCGCAAAUCGCUCGGCCGCUCUGUAUCACUUGGAGCAUCACGAGCACGCAUUGGGAGACAUCGAGGAAGCCUUGCGGCUCGGUUAUCCGCAUAAUCUCCUGUACAAACUUGAAGAACGACGAGCCAGAUGUUUGUUGAGCCUAAAGAGGCACGACGAUGCGGUUGAGGCGUUUAGGCGUGCUCUUCGGGCCCUGGACGAUGCCAAGAUACCGUCGGAACGCAAACGGAAGUUCGAGGCGGACAUCAGGGUGAUGCUCGCGGUGAUGGACAAGGGCAAGCGGCUCUUAAACGAAGCCGCCUCGAAGAAUCAACCGCAGGUUAACGUCAAGCAAAAGUCCAAUCCGCGUUCUGAAGAGAACCACGGCAGGUGGUUCUUCCCCGAGAGGAAGAGGAACCCUCUGUAUCCCGCUUGCAGCAGGUCGAUCGAGAUCAGGAACGAGGGAGGAGACGUGGGUAGGCACGCCGUGGCGACCAGGGAGAUAGCACCCGGUGAGAUCGUGAUCGCGGAAAGACCUCAUUGCGCGUCUCUCUUGGCGGAGAACAGGCUCACACAUUGUCACCUGUGCUUCGUGAGGAUACUCGUGCCGAUUUCGGCGGCCUGUCGCACCUGCAGCUGCGUCGCGUAUUGCAGUCGUCAUUGCAGAGAUGUAGACGCUCAAGUGCAUCUGCGGGAGUGCAAGCUGCUGCCGAUCCUGUGGCACUCGAAAGCUUCGGUCACGUGCUUCUUGGCAUUACGAGCGAUCGUGCAGAAACCUUACGAGCAAGUUCUCGAGUUGAAGGAACGAAUCAAGGAUUCCGGAAGUGCAACGAACAUCACCGCGGGGAAUCCGUAUCGAGGGGACGAUUAUAUGACUUUCUACAAUCUAAUUACCCACGAGGACAAGAGAUUGCCCGAGGACAUUUUUCACAGGGCUUACAUGGCGGCAUGGCUGUUCAGACUCUUGAAAACCAGCGAAUACUUACCGGAAAACGUAAAAACCGCCGAUUCUGCGGACAGCAAGCUGUCCGACGAGGAAUUGUUCAUCGCGGGUUUGCUGUUACAUAAUUUGCAAUUGCUUCAAUUCAACACGCACGAGAUUUCAGAACUGGUGAAACCAAAAGGGGAAACGACACUCGCCAAGGCUAAAAGUAUAUUCAUAGGCGGUGGUGUUUAUCCUACAGUAGCAAUGUUAAAUCACUCUUGCAAUCCUGGCGUAGUACGGUAUUUUAUUGGCACUACCAUGAUCGUUCGUGCUAUUCGCACGAUUAACACAAGUGAGGAGAUCUCUGAAAAUUAUGGUCCCAUUUUCACAACCAUGCCCGAAAAUGAUCGCAAGAGAAGAUUACGGGUGCAAUAUUGGUUCGAUUGCAAUUGUGAAGCAUGCUCCGGGCAUUGGCCGCUUCUCGAGGACUUGGAUCCAACAGUACUCAGAUUUAAAUGCGAUACUGGGCCGUCUUGUGGUAAUGUUUUGCUGGUUAGAAGCGACACAAAUGAAUUCAUGGUCUGUUGCGCUAAAUGCAACAAGAGCACAAACAUUCUGAAGGGUCUGAAGACUUUGCAAGAUACAGACGCGCUCUUCAGAAUUGCCUCAACGAAUCUUGAACAAGACCGAAACGAGCAGGCGCUAAAGGCUUACCUGGAAAUCUUAAAAUUACUGGAUGAGACUCUAGCAUUGCCCAUCAGAGACUAUCAUCUCUGUCAACAGGGGGUCAGACUUUGCGCUCUCGCUCUAGGCAACAGAGCUAGUACUUGAUAUAAUUACAAAAUUAUUGAAAAGUUUCUUCUUCAUCGCAAAACUAUAAAAAUUCAAAUUCAAAUUUCCGUCCAGAGCAUAAUUUCUGACCUACUGCAGAUAUUUUCCAGAGUAUUGGAAAUAUCAAUUUUUGCUCUUAUUAUUUUUAAUAAGUAAUAUUUUAUUUACUGUUUAAAUCAAGUUUAAAUUUAAACGGAUCACUUUCAUUGAUUACGCAGAAUUUUACAUCAGAAAUGCAUAAACAUGCAUCAGUAUUUUUCUCAAGCGUUUAAUAUAAAGAAAAAAUACAAGAAAUAUGUUUAUAUUAUUUAUUGAUAUUCACUGGUAUUAUAUCUGUUAUUGAAGUGAAGAAAACGGAGAAUCAUGAUUCUCUCGUUUGCACUCGCAGAAUACAGAGGAAAGUUAUCCGCCCCGGGCUUUGCAUCUUGCAUUAACAUGACAUUUACUGAUUUACUUGUCGUGCCAUAGGCGUCAAAUAAAAGUACAAAAUGUUGAAUAUACAUUUGUCAAAAAAAACCAAUACUCCCUCCUUAUUUCUCAAUCUUCACCACUAAUAAUUCUUCUUAACCAAUAAUUAGUCAUAAAAAUAAUAUGGUAUCUCAGAAACAAUUGUCGAAUGGAUAUUUGUGGGUUCACGAGUGUAACGCAAUUAAUUUGACAUACGCACACACACAUAUGUGUGCGUUUGUAAGCUGUAUCAUAAUGUACAAUAGCAUAACUAACAUGUGCACAUAUCAUGCUUGUGAAUAAAACAAGAAUGUAACUUAAAACAACAAAUUCACAUAAUUCACAAAAGGUCUUUCGUUUCGUUUUUUCGUAGAUCUCUCAUUGUAGUCGCUCAUAGUUCCACAAACGCGAGGGUAUAUACGUGUACGUGUGUAUGGUCGAACCAUCGAUUUUUAUUAUGUACAUACAAAAUUUGUCUUUCGCUUUUUUUCUCUCAUUUUUCUUUUUCUUCUGUCCGGCAUGUUAAAUCAGUCCAUUAUUUUUCUUUCUUUCUUUUUCUUUCUCUCUCUCUCUCUCUCUCUCUCUUUCUCUUCAAUUUCAGUUUUAGCACCUAACUGGAAUUAGAUAAAGAAUAGCUUAGCAAAGUGUCUCUUAAUUUUCUUUUUUUUUUUUUAUUUCUCUUAUCGCGAGAGAGGACGUUGCAUCCUUCGCGAUAAAUUUUUAAUCAAGACGCGCGAAUGGAAUUGUCGCUGUAUAUUUAUAUGGCAGAUUUUUUCUUUUUAUUUAUCCAAUUUACGCCAAUUUUACAUAAAAGUUCUUCUCCCCUUGGAGGCAGGAUCGAGUGUUGCACGUUAUUGUAUUUACGUUUUCUCUUACAUUAAUGUUUCUUGACAGUUUCGAUUUUUUGUUUUUGAUUUUUACUCAAAAGGUUUUUUCUGUUUUUUUUUUGUUUUUUUUUUUUUAAGUAGCGGGGUUAAUAUAUCAAUACCGUCUGUCACGGGAAUCCGAACGAGAACGGCGAUCACGGCUGCGACUUCUAGUCAAAGAUCUUCUGCGAGGGCUGCGAGAUCUCGACCUAAAAGAUUAAAAGCAGUUUUGGUAUCAUUCUCAUUUCGAGAUGGAAAGUGAGAUUAUUAGAGCGCGCUACUCCGCUCUGUCACUAUUCGUCAUUAUUAAAUAAGUAUUAAAUAAUAUUAAUUACAAAUACUAUCUCUUUCUUGGCAUAUUAUAUCACCAACUUUUAAAUUGACUAAGUAAAAGAUACCGAAUUUAUCUUACAAAUAUUAAAGUGCAAUUGCUGAAGCUAAUAAUAUCUAUUAAGUGAAUGGUUACGUUCAUUGAGUGUUACUAAUAAAAAAAAAA